Molecule: messenger RNA, 1804 nt
Organism: Phoenix dactylifera (date palm)
Lineage: Eukaryota; Viridiplantae; Streptophyta; Magnoliopsida; Arecales; Arecaceae
Product: putative receptor-like serine/threonine-protein kinase At5g57670
Biological process (GO): protein phosphorylation
Molecular function (GO): protein kinase activity; ATP binding
Source: RefSeq, a predicted model, not a curated record
UUUAAUGCAUGAUCAAUGAUAAGCACUGCAUCAGACUCUGAAAUAGUUUUGGGAUCUAAUCUAAUUCUACCAUACUUCAAUUUCCCCCCUCUCUUCCCAACGGCUAAUAAAACACCUCUUGAUUCGUAUGGUACCUUUUCAAAUACCCCUUCUAAAAUUAAUACCUGAUGUUAUUGCUUUGGAAAGCUUCCGUUAGCGUACAGUCUUUUGCCGUUCCGGGCCUUUAAUGCCAUUAAAACUCGCUCCCAGCCGUCCUCCCACAAUCGCCCAUUUGGUUCCCACCGGCUGGGUCUCCUCCUUCCCCCCUCCCCCUCUGCUGUUUCCCUUCCCUGAAUCCCUCCCUCCCUCCCUCCCCUUCGGUUUCCAAAGUACAUUUUCGAACAGAACAUCUGAUAAAAGAGGGAGUAAAAUCUGUCUCCCUCUCUCUCUCUCUCCCUCCCUCUGUCUCCUGGUUAUCUUCUUGCAGAGCAUUUGGCUGCUCCUAGAAUGCGGCACUUGCGUCUUGGCAGCAGAAGUUUCAAGCGCCUUCUCUCUGUCUCCAUGGGAAAAAGGAGAAGCGUAGAAGGAAGUCCGGAGGAGCGUGGCUCGCCUGGGCAGGAUGAAGGCAAAUCCAUGGAGCCAUCGCAGGACGAGAAGCCGCCUCAGAAGCCGAGUUGGAGAUGCUUCUCAUACGAAGAAAUCCACAAAGCAACAGAUGGUUUCCAUCAAGAUAAUCUGGUCGGCAGAGGGGGUUACGCCGAGGUGUACCGGGGACUGCUUGAGGACGGGCAGGUGAUCGCGGUGAAGAGGCUGACGAGAGCUUCGACCGAUGAGCAGAAGGAGAAGGACUUCUUGCAGGAGCUUGGGACGAUCGGCCAUGUCCGGCAUCCCAAUGUCUCGUCCCUCCUGGGCUGCUGCAUCGACCGUGAUCUUCAUCUUAUCUUCGAGUUCUCUUCGCAUGGUUCCGUCUCCUCCAAUCUGCAUGAUGAGAAUUCGCCACCAAUGGCCUGGAAGCUCAGGUACAACAUUGCUGUGGGUACUGCUCGUGGGCUUCAUUAUUUGCACAAGGGAUGCCAAAGAAGGAUUAUUCACAGAGAUAUCAAGGCCUCCAAUAUACUUCUGACGGCGAAUUUCGAACCUCAGAUUUCAGAUUUUGGGCUCGCGAAGUGGCUUCCAUCGGAGUGGACUCACCGCGCCGUGGCGCCAAUUGAAGGGACAUUCGGGUGUCUGGCACCAGAGUACUUCAUGCAUGGGGUCGUUGAUGAGAAGACUGAUGUCUUUGCUUUUGGAGUCUUCCUCUUGGAGAUCAUAUCAGGGAGGAAACCAGUGGACGGGUCUCACAGGAGCUUGCUUAGCUGGGCAAAACCUUAUUUAAGUGAUGGCACGACACAAAAGCUGGUGGAUCCGCGACUAGAAGAGGACUACGACAUGGGACAGUUGAAGAGGCUUACCUUCAUAGCCUCUCUCUGCAUCAGGGCGACUGCGACAUGGCGUCCAUCGAUGACCGAGGUAUUGGAACUAUUGGAGGAUGGCGAGAUGCUGCAACAAGAUCGAUGGAAGAUGCCUGAAGAGGAAGAGGAGGAAGAUGAGUUCUUGGGCUUCGAUGAUCUCGACGAUGAAUGGGAUGAAUGUGAUACCCCAUCAUCCUCUUCAUCAACGAGAAGCUCCCAACCGUAACUAGUAUUAGAUAAUCUCUCUUAAUAUCCUAACCCCAUUUGAGUGGGGGGGAGGGAGAGAAUGUACAUAACUACUCAGUUGUAGCAAAAUGGGAUUAUAUUGCCCAUUUGUAUAUGGACGUGAUUUAAUAGGUCGAGGCCCUUCUCUC